AUGGCAAUCAUCACUGAAGAACCUGAACCCCCAACCCCACCACCCAGAACGAAACCAAACACCAAGCCUAAGAAAGCCACCUCGCCACCACCACCGUCCGCCACCGCCACUGCCACUAAAUCCACCACCACUACAAACCCUUUUCACUUUUGGUUCUACUUCACUCUUAUUGUUUCCCUUAUUGCCCUUUUAUUUAUUUCUAUCUCCUCUCUUUCCCCUCAAGACCCAAAAACUUGGUAUCUCAAUCUUCCCCCGGUCCUCCGCCUUCACUACUCCAAAGGCCGCACUAUCAAAGUUCAGACAAGUCCUAAUUAUCCCCAAGUUGAGGUCUUUUCCAUCCAAGAAGGCCCAACUAACUCGGAUUCUCACGUCCUUUUUGUACAUGGCUUAGGCUGUAGUUCUUUUGCUUUUCGAAGUAUUCUUAAAUCUUUAGGCCUUAAAAAUGUCCAUGCUGUGGCUAUUGAUCUACCGGGGUCUGGUUUUUCGGAUAAAUCCAUGGUCGUGGUUGAAGAGAAUGCGGGUGGUAAUGGGGUUUUUGGGAAUCUGUGGAGUGUGUACAGUGAUAUUAAAGAAAAGGGUCUGUUUUGGGGGUUUGAUCAGCUUAUUGAACAAGGCUAUGUGAAUCAUGAGCAAAAUGAGAUUCGAGUUUUGAAGAAAGAGAGUGUUAAGGCUAUUGAGUUGGGGGGUGAAGAGAUAGGGAGGGUGUUAGGUCAAGUAGUGGAUUCAAUGGGACUAGCACCUGUGGACUUAGUCCUUCAUGAUUCAGCACUAGGACUGAGUGCCAAUUGGAUUUCCGAAAAUCCGGGAUUAGUUAGAAGUGUUGUGGUUCUUGAUGCUGUAGCAAGUGGGACAGCAUUGCCACUUUGGGUGUUGGAUAUGCCUUUGGUAUGGGAGGUUGUAUCGGGGUUUAAAUUUGUGUUUAAGACAGUUCUUGCAAAGUAUUGUAUGGAAUCGGUUGGUGGGCUGGAGGCUGAGGCGCAUAGGAUUCUAUUGAAGGGGAGGGAUGGGAGAAGAGCAGUUGUUGGGAUGGGGAAAAAGUUGAAUUUUAGUUUUGAUUUAGCUGAAUGGAGCAGUCUUGAUGGGGUAAAAGAUCUUCCCAUGCGAGUGAUCUGGUCCGGUGGAUUUUCCAAAGAAUGGAGUGAUAGGGGACGGCAAGUUGCUGAUGUACUUCCUCAGGCGACGCUUGCCACACAUUCUGGUGGGCGGUGGCCCCAGGAACACAUUGCUGAGGAGGUAGCUGAAAGUGUAUACGAAUUUGUUUCAUCUUUACCAAAAUCCACUAAGAUGGCUGUGGAAGAACAAAUACCGGAGCACAUACAGAAGAUGAUCAACGAGGCAAAAAGCAGUGAUCACCACCAUCACAGUCAUGGUGGUCAUGACCACCAUGAUCAUAGUCAGGGUCAUGCUCACGCCGGAUAUAUGGAUGCUUAUGGUCUUGGACAAGGGUGGGCCAUGUGA
Messenger RNA from Fraxinus pennsylvanica, 1458 nucleotides. The record is from the annotation of a GenBank genome assembly. NCBI's taxonomy places the organism in Eukaryota, Viridiplantae, Streptophyta, Magnoliopsida, Lamiales, Oleaceae.